Molecule: messenger RNA, 1598 nt
Organism: Amoebophrya sp. A120
Lineage: Eukaryota; Dinophyceae; Syndiniales; Amoebophryaceae
Source: the annotation of a GenBank genome assembly
GGAGAAGCAGCUGUUUGUGUCUGGCGGAGUUUUUAAAGCUUCGUAGAUGAUGCAUAAUUCUGAUCGUUUUUCUGGUCAACAUCGUGUAAAAAAGUGAUUGCUAUCGUGAUUUUCUGGUUUUUACCGAAUAUCAAGUGGUCCUGUGCUGCAAGACUGUGUUUCAUGUCGCAAGCGAGUUCGUGCAGAAGGUGCAGGUUCUUCUACAUCCGUGUUUCUUUAAAAUCCUAUCUGAGAAGAGGUGUAAGUAGGGUUAUUGUAGUGCUCCGACCUGUGGAAGAGGAAGAAAGGACAUUCGCGAGGACCUUGCAAUUGUUGGUUCUAGCCGUCAUGCUCCUGAUCGUCGAGCCCACAAGUUUCCUGCUGGCUACCCGAAACUACGCAAGCGUUGAAUAUUUUGUUGAUCCAGCCGUCUGCACCAAGAAGAGCAUCCAGGAGCGCGAGAAAUUUCAUGUAUUUUUCGAAUGUGUACGUACGAGAAAUGAAACGUGGUCAUGCGGGAUAGGAAAUGUCAUAUGUGCUCAGAUGAAUCAGGGUGCUGUGCAUGACACAAAAGAUCGGUUCUUUUGAGGUUUCUGAUAUGUUUGUAUCAUCAUGACGAGGCUGAUGCUGAUCGUGCAGCAGAGCAGGAGAUGAGUUUUCGCUUGCAUAAAAACCUUUUGGGCGCUGCGCAUUUUGUCUUCAUGUCCUCGAUGAAACUCGCUCAGAUUUCAAUAUCCAGUGCAAAAGAGGAAUGUGUUAACUCCCGAAGAGUACUUACAGCGCUUGUCAUUUUUUCAAUGUUCGUUUUUGUAUGGCAGAAUGAACCGCGAGGCAACAGACACACACGGUGCACGACAUGCAAUGGUGCGUAUGAUACAUAUGUAUUGUUCCUCGCGUGACUGACAUGGAAGACUGUAUUGGCGUAGAAAUUCCAAUUCCUCACCAAAAAUGAUGCUCGCAAUGCGAGAACAGUGAUGUAUAGAGAGCUGCAUUUUUGCGAAAUGUAUACAGCGCAAGCGUAUGUUUGUCUGAAGGGGAGAUACUUUUCAAGAUGAUGAUCAACCCUGUACGGCUACGUAUCGCUUGCCACACGAGAAUGCCUGGGCGAAUUUUCGGCGCUGCGGUGAAGAGGGCGGUGAAGAGGGAAGAAAGGUUGAAGGGGCUGCCUGCUACUUCUUGUGAAUAGUUGAAGCGGAGACGGCGGUACUACCGGUAUCAGCUCUUUCUGCAAAUUUACGCAAUUCUGCUCAGAAAUUGGAACGCUCAGCUAAGGCUUGGCACGAGUGGUCUACCCAGGAAUAAAUAUUAUGUGACAUCAUAUUCAUAUCUUCCGACUGGUACUUUGUUAUUCGGCGGGUUUUCUUUAUUUGUCGCCAUGAAUGAUUUGCAUUUGGAGUCUUGACCUUGAGGAGCCGGAUCACGGCCCAGAAAAGUGAAGAAAUGUUAUUUCAAGAGUAGAUCUGAUUCCGUUGCUCCUUUUCUCUGGGAACACGUGCGCAGGUUUGCCUGCGUUCCCACUGUAAAAGAUUGUCGAAUUCUUACCUUCACACCGGCUUUGUAACUAAGAUGGAAAAAGUGUUUUCGCGGCGUUAAUAUCCUCUCCCUCGUCCACUUCGUGC